Molecule: messenger RNA, 3448 nt
Organism: Oncorhynchus nerka (sockeye salmon)
Lineage: Eukaryota; Metazoa; Chordata; Actinopteri; Salmoniformes; Salmonidae
Product: G-protein coupled bile acid receptor 1-like
Exons: 2
Coding region: 2036-3109 (357 amino acids)
Biological process (GO): G protein-coupled receptor signaling pathway
Cellular component (GO): plasma membrane
Molecular function (GO): G protein-coupled bile acid receptor activity
Source: RefSeq, a predicted model, not a curated record
GGCCAUUCAGCUCAUAAAUGAGCUACAAAUGAAGUUGUCUCCCCGCUAAGGCUUCAACCACUGUUUUCACCAUAGCAGCCGGGCCAUUCAGCUCAUAAAUGAGCUACAAAUGAAGUUGUCUCCCCGCUAAGGCUUCAACCACUGUUUUCACCAUAGCAGCCGGGCCAUUCAGCUCAUAAAUGAGCUACAAAUGAAGUUGUCUCCCCGCUAAUGCUUCAACCACUGUUUUCACCAUAGCAGCCGGGCCAUUCAGCUCAUAAAUGAGCUAUAAAUGAAGUUGUCUCCCCGCUAAGGCUUCAAUUUAAUCCUUCACUUCAGCAAUCGUGUUGGAGUUUUCUGAAGCUAAAGUUUCAAUUUAGUCCUUCACUUUAGCUGCAUACGUGGUAUUUUUAGAGAGCCAUCUGUUCAAAUCAAGUCUGGCAUUUUAAAGUGGAAAUUACAUACUUUAGAAGCCUUUUUAAACCUUGAAUAAACCAAGAAAAUUCUCAGCUACAAAUGCGUGAUCAAAUUAAGAUCCUGCAUCUGUACAUGAGGGUGUUACUGUAUGUGAGACAAUGUAUCUCACAUAGAAAUGUGUCUAGGAACGCUUAGCUUUUUCCAGUGUGGUGUCACUUUCUACAACCCUGCAUUAGUUGUGCUUGUCUAGAUAUGGGUCCAGAAAUGACAGAAGCCUAAAGAAGGUGUUUGAUAACUAACCACAGAGUCUGACCUGAUGGGGUCUGUUCAGUACACUCUUGGAAAAAAGGGUUCCAAAAGGGUUCUUUGGUUGUCCUCAUAGGAGAACCCAUUUUGGUUCCACGUAGAACCCUCUGUGGAAAGGGUCCUACCUGGAACUCAAAGGGGUUCUACCUGGAAGCAAAAGGGUUCUGCAAAGGGUUUGCCUAUGGGGACAGUCCAAUAACCCUUUUAGGUUCUAGCCAGUACAUUUCUUUAGUGAAGUGAGUUUAGUUGAGUGAAGUGUGCAAGCUUACAAAACAAAUACAUUUAGAUAGAUUUUAUGCAAUUGCUUGUCAUAUAGAAUAUAUCCAUUAUAUUUCUAUCAAAACAUUCAGAUAGAAAUGUAUAGCAUAUACAGUAAUAUAGGGCUUUCAUUGUGUCAACUCUACCCCACCCCACCCAAAUAUGAUUGCCUGUCAUACACAGUAAUAUAGGGCUUUCAUUUUGUCAACCCCCCCAUCCAAAUAUGAUUACCUGUCAUAUACAGUAAUAUAUAGGGCUUUCAUUGUGUCAACUUUACCCCCCCAUCAAAAUAUGAUUACCUGUCAUAUACAGUAAUAUAGGGCUUUCAUUUUGUCAACCCCCCAGUUGUUGUCCUUCUCUCUUCCUGCCUAUUCAGACCAAAGGCUUGAUAUUACAUUUCCUUUGGGAUCAAUCUACGUGAACCGCAGCAGUCUGCAGGAAGAAAACAAAGACACUGGUCUUUGAAACAUUCCUCUCUCUUACGCUGGGGCAAUGGAGAGGAAACAGCAAUCCUGCGGCCAUGAUGACUGUUGUAAUUGUGUUUAAAGAGAUAACAUCUACGUACAUCUAUCUACAAGUGGAGAGGCAGAACACGAAGACACUGUGACACUUUACCUAAAUAGGCCAUUUAACCAAUAAACUAGGGUUAUUCAAUUACAGACCCUCAAGCCCUGAUAUACUGCUGGGACUCUUUUCUGCCCGAUUUGUUGAUCAAUUAAUACCAUUGAGUCUCCCGUCUGUCCUGAGCUGCCAGAGUCUCCCGUCUGUCCUGAGCUGCCAGAGUCUCCCGUCUGUCCUGAGCUGCCAGAAUCUCCCGUCUGUCCUGAGCUGCCAGAGUCUCCCGUCUGUCCUGAGCUGCCAGAGUCUCCCGUCUGUCGUGAGCUGCCAGAACCGCCGGUCAGCCAGGAGCUGCCAGAGCCGUCAGUCAGCCAGGAGCUGUCAGAGCCCACCCAGACCCUCCCCUACAGGCUUCCUGCAGUUUAAUGGGAGCUGUGGAAGUCUCCGUAGCAGUGGGGGCAAAGGUCUGGCACGCUAAGGACAACUGUGGAGGAACACAACCACCGCAACCGCAGCCAUGGAUGACCUGGCCAAUGACUCUGCUCUGCGGCCGCUGCUGUCGGAGGCACGUCUCAUCUACGCCAUCACCGUGCCCCUGUCUACCGCCAUCAUCCUGGCCAACCUGGUCAUCAUCCUGGGCAUUUCCUGUAACCGUCAGCUCUACAACACCCCAAACUACUUCUUCCUGAGCCUGCUAGUGGCUGACCUGUGUACGGGCGUGGCCCUGCCGUUCAUCCCCUGGAUGGGACUCAACCGUCCGCUGAGUUUUAGCUCCUGUCUCCUGGUUCAUAUUUUUCCUAAUUUCUUGUUCCUGGCGUUCCUGUUUAACCUGGUGAUAGUUCAUUAUGAGAGGUACAUGUGCAUCGUGAGUCCGUUACAUUAUAGUAGCUUCUGGGUUCACCGCUACUUCCCGCUGGUGCUGCUCGCCGUGUGGGCGCCGCCACUGCUCUACGCCUCCCUGCCCGCCUUCGGCUGGAACAACCGGGCCGGCCCAGGGUGGAACGGCUGCUGCUCGUUUAACGACACGGGCGCGCCGGGUGCGCCGGUGAACUGUUCCACCGUGGUGGCAGCGGUAGCGGCGCCGGGCGGCUCUGAGUGCUGCUCUUACAGACGGGUCUUCCCCAACGCCUUCAUCUACCUCGAGGUGUACGGGCUGCUGGCGCCUGCCAUCCUGUCCAUCGCGGGCAUGAUGGGACGUGUGCUGUGGAUCACCCGGGGCCAGAUGAAGGACAUCUGCCGGCUGCACCGCUCCGUGGCGACUAGGGGGGGCGGUCAGGCCUCGGAACGGGAGCAGCGGCUCAACCUCCGCUACACGCGGUGCGUGGCCGCCGUGUCGCUGACCUUCCUGGCCUGCUGGGUGCCCUACAUCAUCUACAUACACGUCUGCGUGGCGUUUCUGCUCAGCAAGGAGACGCGCGGGAACUCCACCACACACAUCGUGCUGUCGUGCACGGGGAUCGGGAGCAUGGCAGUGAUGCCGCUGGUCCUGGGGCUGGCCAACAGGCAGUACACGGACCCGGUGAGGAAACUCCUCCAUAAACUCAGAGACAGAUGGAGGAGGAGACAGGACUCUGAGGAUAUGGCUCUCUGAGUAGCCAGGACAGGACUGCUCUCACUUUGGGGAUGGACGUGUGGGAUUAUAAAUGGGGAUUAUAGCAUAUGGAUGAUGAAGCAUCCUCUCCUCCUGGAUGAGGGCAGUGGCGCCCCGAGUCUGUGGACUCUAGCUGUAAGGGAGUAGCAGUAAGACCCCAUUCGAGGUGCAGGACUGGUAGGGUUGCCCCACCUCUCCCAUGUCUGUCAGUUUAUAGUCACAGCAUGUGUGACUCUUGCCAUUGGGGCCAUUGAGUGUGUUAUGUUUAAAGCCAUCAGUAUACAUGUGUACACUACUUGGGUAGUCAUAAUAAAUUCAAAACAAUCACUGUAAAAGUCA